Messenger RNA from Pteropus alecto (black flying fox), 1707 nucleotides. RefSeq names its product tumor protein p73 (gene TP73). The coding region runs from base 16 to 1707 and encodes 563 amino acids. Lineage: Eukaryota; Metazoa; Chordata; Mammalia; Chiroptera; Pteropodidae. Gene Ontology annotation, molecular function: DNA-binding transcription factor activity, RNA polymerase II-specific; RNA polymerase II cis-regulatory region sequence-specific DNA binding; protein binding. The transcript is spliced from 11 exons. Gene Ontology annotation, cellular component: nucleus. The record is from RefSeq and is a predicted model, not a curated record. Gene Ontology annotation, biological process: apoptotic process; protein tetramerization; regulation of transcription by RNA polymerase II.
UUGCUGAGCAGCACCAUGGACCAGAUGAGCAGCCGGGCGGCCCCGGCCAGCCCCUACACCCCGGAGCACGCGGCCAGCGUGCCCACUCACUCCCCGUACGCACAGCCCAGCUCCACCUUCGACACCAUGUCCCCCGCGCCCGUCAUCCCCUCCAACACCGACUACCCCGGCCCCCACCACUUCGACGUCACCUUCCAGCAAUCCAGCACAGCCAAGUCGGCCACCUGGACGUACUCCCCACUCCUGAAGAAGCUGUACUGCCAAAUUGCCAAGACGUGCCCCAUCCAGGUGAAGGUGUCCUCUCCGCCGCCCCCAGGCACCGCCGUCCGCGCCAUGCCCGUCUACAAGAAGGCGGAGCACGUCACUGAGGUCGUGAAGCGCUGCCCCAACCAUGAGCUCGGGCGGGACUUCAACGAAGGACAGUCUGCCCCAGCCAGCCACCUCAUCCGUGUGGAGGGCAACAACCUCUCGCAGUAUGUGGACGACCCUGUCACUGGCAGGCAGAGCGUCAUGGUCCCCUACGAGCCCCCGCAGGUGGGGACGGAGUUCACCACCAUCCUGUACAACUUCAUGUGCAACAGCAGCUGUGUGGGGGGCAUGAACCGCCGGCCCAUCCUCAUCAUCAUCACCCUGGAGACCCGGGAUGGGCAGGUGCUGGGCCGCCGAUCCUUCGAGGGUCGCAUCUGCGCCUGUCCUGGCCGAGACCGCAAAGCCGACGAGGACCACUUCCGGGAGCAGCAGGCCCUGAACGAGAACGCCUCCAAGAACGGGGCAGCCAGCAAGCGCGCCUUCAAGCAGAGCCCCCCUGCCAUCCCUGUCCUGGGCACCAAUGUGAAGAAGAGACGGCAUGGGGACGAGGACAUGUACUACAUGCACGUCCGGGGCCGGGAGAACUUCGAGAUCCUGAUGAAGGUCAAGGAGAGUCUGGAGCUGAUGGAGCUGGUGCCGCAGCAGGCGGUGGAGACCUACCGUCAGCAGCAGCAGCUGCUGCAGAGGCCGAGCCCCCUGCAGCCUCCGUCCUACGGGCCCGUGAACAAGGUCCACGGGGGUGUCAGCAGGCUGCCCUCCGUCAACCAGCUGGUGGGCCAGCCUCCCCCACAUGGCUCGGCGGCUGGGCCCAACCUGGGGCCCAUGGGCCCCGGGAUACUCAACAACCACGUCCACACCCUGCCAGCCAACGGCGAGAUGAGCGGCAGCCACGGCUCCCAGCCCAUGGUCUCGGGGUCCCACUGCACCCCGCCUCCCCCUUACCAUGCCGAUCCCAGCCUGGUCAGUUUUCUGACGGGACUGGGGUGUCCGAACUGCAUCGAGUAUUUCACCUCCCAGGGGCUCCAGAGCAUCUACCACCUGCAGAACCUGACGAUGGAGGACCUCGGGGCGCUGAAGAUCCCGGAGCAGUACCGCGUGACCAUCUGGAGGGGCCUGCAGGACCUGAAGCAGGGCCACGACUGUGGCGCGCAGCAGCUCGUCCGCACCAGCAGCAACGCGGCCACCAUCUCCAUCGGCAGCUCGGGCGAGCUGCAGCGCCAGCGCGUCAUGGAGGCCGUGCACUUCCGCGUGCGCCACACCAUCACCAUCCCCAACCGCGGCGGGCCGGGGGCGGGCGCCGGGCCGGACGAGUGGGCGGACUUCGGCUUCGACCUCCCGGACUGCAAGGCCCGGCGACAGGCCAUCAAGGAGGAGUUCACGGAGGGCGAGGCCAACUGA